AGUUCUUCAGGCAUCAGAAGCAGACUUGACUUGACCUUGAAGGAUAUUGGGACCAUGGUUGUGGUGGCUGACUUCUCCCUGUCCUGCAGUUUCCCUACAAAGAUGAUUGAUUGCUUCACCAAUGGAACUAUGGCAGCUCUUGCUGUGAAAGUGGAAUCUGUCCCCAGCUUGUCUCCAAGUCAACUAACUCUAAGGGAUCUGAGUUGCCGGCCUCUUCAGUCUGAUGCUAUCAAUGCAGUUUUCUACUUCAAUGUCAACUCCUGUGGCACAACUAGAAGGUUUGACAACAACCUCCUGACUUAUGAGAAUGAAGUGCUGUUCACAUCUUACCGGUUGAGAGUUGCCUGUCACUAUCUGGUCAAUGACACCAAGGUAGUGCAGUUCUUGUACCAGAAUAAUCCUGCACCUGUAGUCCAGCCUGGCUUGGGGGACCUUGCAGUCAUCAUGCGGCUUGCAUUGGGUAGGACUUGGCAAUUGAAAUAAUAUAGAUGCUCUAGU
Molecule: messenger RNA, 498 nt
Organism: Acipenser ruthenus (sterlet)
Lineage: Eukaryota; Metazoa; Chordata; Actinopteri; Acipenseriformes; Acipenseridae
Product: zona pellucida sperm-binding protein 2-like
Exons: 4
Coding region: 55-483 (142 amino acids)
Source: RefSeq, a predicted model, not a curated record